AUUCGACGCUCGUCUAAAAGGAUUGUAGCUGGUGAUCCCCGAAAGACGAGAGACAGUCUCGCGGAAAAAUCGCCGUCGAGGAAUCCUAGCCCUUUGUCCAGAGGUGGGGCCGAUUCCAUCGGAUCGGACGUCGUUUUCGACCCGGGCGACGUGAUUCGUAGUGUCCGAAGAAGCAAAGGUCCGAAGAUAUAGAAGAGAAUUCUUCAGAUUCCAAUCAUGCAGAACUAUGGACACGAGGAUUACGAUUACGGGGGUGGCGACUCGCAAGGUAUCGGGAGGAGCCUGCCCCAGGUGCCGGGCGCGAGACCCAUGGUAGACCCCCAAGCCGAGGGGGAGGUCGACCCGAACUUGUACCCGCAGCCAAAAGAGGCGACGCACAAGAUCCGUGGAAAAAGUGACUUGAUCGAGUACCUCUUCGGGACCGUGGAUCAAGAACUUCUCACGGUGAAGACGUUCUACUUCUUCUUCUACUCGGCCUUCGGUUCUCUUUUCCCGUUGAUGGGUGUCUACUUCAAGCAGAUGGGCAUGAACGCCGGACAGUGCGGUCUUCUCAUGGGUCUCAGGCCUUUCAUCGAGUUCGUCAGUGCGCCAUUCUGGGGUUCGCUGGCUGACAGGUGGCAAAAGGGAAAGCUGAUCUUCCUAGCCUCGCUCUCCUGCUGGAUCGUUUUCACCCUUCCCCUGGCCUUCAUGCAGCCACCAGCCACGUCGUGUUUGGUCGUACGUAACAACACUGCGUAUCUGGAACCACCGAACCCAAAAACGAGGAUAGUGAAACGGUCCACCAAUCUCGAUGAUUUUUACCAUCAAAACGAUGGCGAGUGUUUAGAGAUUGCCGAGAACGUGGUAUUCGAGAGGCUGCGAAAGGGCGACAAGCUCGAUCCGCUGAUUACCCCCAGCUUGCAAAGGACCAAGGACACAGCUAAUGUUCAGGUGAAUCACGAUACUAACAGGGUUCGAAGAGAAACAUAUGAUACCUCCACUACCGAGGAUAGUCCAGUCGAAAAUCUUCAUUAUAAGCAAUUGGUUUUUGAAGAGAACGAUCCCGAAGCUAAGACCAUUGAUUUUGAGACUUUGCAAAGGAAAAACCGUCCAGCAGACAUACUCGAGUACAAGCGAUUCCUCAAUAAUCAACCCCUGGACAACGGCAAGCCGCCGAAGAAGGCGUACACGCACACCAAGACCAGGGUGAAACCAGUCCCGUCCAAAGUGAUGGUGAAAAGGGAUGUCGGCGACGAAGUUUCUAACGAGAACGAGGUUUUCAUGAAAUCUGAGCAAGAGCGGUCCACCAUGAAAACUGUGCGGAAAUGGUCUCUCAUGGACGAAGAGAUGAGUGAUCGAGAGAAUCGGAACGAUAACGAAGAAGAGAUAAUUGAUAUGCCAUUGAUCAGGACUAAACGGUAUGUCAGAGUGCCUCACUCUGGUGUGAGUCCUCAUUCGGUUUCCUAUGCAGCCAAUUAUAACGAAAAGGAGAACAGGGGCUGGGUGAAACCUCUCUUCAGCUCUAUUGUCUACAGACUACCGGAUAUCCAAAAAACAUUCUUUCUUCUGUUACUAUUGGUGAUAGUAGGAGAAUUCUUCUCGGCGCCUGCGAUUACUUUAGCAGACUCAGCUGUGAUCACUCUGUUGGGCGAAGACGCGGAUAGGUACGGUCAUCAGCGAAUGUUCGGCAGUUUGGGCUGGGGCCUUGCCAUGUUCUUCGUGGGCAUCGCUUUGGAUCACAGCACUUCGUUCUCCGAGCAUCCUUGCGGGCCGGACGCUAGGGAAAAAAAUUAUACAAUCUGCUUCGCGAUCUUCAGCGUCCUCAUGGGCGCUGCUCUGAUCACUGCCACGCAGAUCAAUUUCAAAUACGAAUUCCCGGUCGUGGAACCGGAGGUGGAGAAGCCUCCUGCCGAGCCGACGAGAGAAGAGCAGUUGCAGAGUCAACUCUCUCAACAAUUAAAUCUCCCUAGUCUUCAAGAUUCGUCAGCAGCUAUAAAUCCUAAGCCGCAGCCUCCCGAAGGCAAGACUAAAAUGUUCGCUCAAACAAUGCGGGAGAUCCCGGAAUGGGUCACCGUGCUGAAGCAAUUUAAAGACCUCAAGUGCGCGUCGUUCCUGUUCGUCGCCUGGUUCAUGGGCUUCGGCAUCGGGCUGAUCUUCACGUUCCUCUUCUGGCAUCUUCAAGAUUACGGAGGAACACCGACACUUUUUGGCGUUGCUUCCGUCAUCAACCACAUUUCGGAGAUAUUCGCUUACUUCUUCAGUUUCAAACUUAUCCGACAGAUCGGUCACGUAAAGGUGCUGUGCAUGGGCCUGGGUGGGAACGUUUUUCGUUUUCUUUAUAUCUCUUGGUUGACGACGCCGUGGUGGGUGCUGCCGUUCGAGUUCAUUCAAGGGAUAACGCACGCCGCCGUUUGGGCAGCUUGCUGCAGCUACAUCGCUCACAACACGCCCCCGCAGCUGCGUACCAGCGCGCAAGGCGUUCUCCAAGGUAUCCACCACGGUCUCGGCAGGGGUUGCGGCGCCGUGAUCGGUGGAAUGUUCGUCGAUGCUUACGGAACGACUGCGACGUUCCGCGCGUACGGUCUGAUCUGCCUGGUCGUGCUAGGCGCGUUCGUGUUCAUCAACUUCUACAGAAAGGACACCGGUUUCGUUUCCGAGCUGCCGCAAACGGAGGACCCGCACCAGGUGGCCGAGGCGACUCAUUUGGCACCGCACGGCGUUCCCAGCAACGCGAUUCCACGCGCCCUCAGCUCGACCCGGCUGCACGAGCUGGCUAAUCAGGAUUCCGGUUACGGCGCCACUUAUCAAACCUCCGGAGGAAACCUCAGCGUGCCCGGUGCGAACGGAGGCCCAGUGAACCCGACGAAUCCAUUCCUGAACGGUGGAGGCGGCGGCGGAGGUGGAUAUAAUUACGGUAUGACUGGUCAUGGCGAGGACGAGUAUAUCCGUAGGAGCUUCCAGCUCUACAAUGAGGUGAUCAGCAGGGAGUUCGAUCUGGUUAAACCACCGCCGAUAGUGACCCACCUACACGCUCAACAACCAUGCACCAAUCCCUUCCAUCAGCACGACUACGAAUGGUAACAGUCCGAUCCUACUUGAGGUGAUUCAGGAUGAUCAUGGAACGCUGAUCGCGGUUGUCGGCUCGUUCUCUGGCGAAGAACGCAGGACCAGCUUCAACAUUUACGCGGUUGGAGCCUUUGGUGUCCCUACGAGCACCAUCGUUCGUUACACUCGUCGUAAAUCGAAAAUAAUCGCGAUAGAAGAAUGGGGGGUGAACGGGGGAAGAGAGCUUGGAUUAUCUUUUUUCAAGUUCGGAAUCGAUGGAGACAAAAGGGCAUCCGUGAGACUGAAACGACUCAAAGUGCCUGACCAACGAGACGUCGUUUACGAAUGAGAAAUCGCUGAGCACGUAUGGACAGGUAAACUGAGAUAUCGCGUAAUUAGUGAAGAUCGAUGACGCUCUCGGUGUCACCAAAGGGCAGCGAAGCACUCGGAGCGAAGCUUCUGCGUGGAGAACGCGCGCGAAUCUAAGGAGCAACUACCCUAAAGAGACAUUUUAUCCGGGUGUCGCGCGGUAACGAGUAGAAUUGAAUUUUCUUACGCUUGGACGAGAUUGGAGGAUGCACCGGUUACCGCGUGUACACGCGCGAAAACACGAUGUACAGCGAGGAGUCUUUCGUGACUCGAGUCUAUCUAAUAUACCUGACACGUGUAGUACGGCACAACACGAUCUGCGGGGUCGCUUCAACGAAAACACUUAUUCUAUCGCAAGAGCUUGCAUUCCGCGGCGUUUCACGUCUCCGAACACGAGAUGGACGAUUCGAUGGCCGAUUAAACGAUCUCGUUAUUAGAUCAUUGCGAUAUAUAAGAAAUAAAUAAAAUGAAACGUUUAAUUUGAGAUGCUAAUCUCGUAUCGUCCACCUCUGUUUUAAUGUCAGUCGAGGCUCUUUGGAUCUGGAUAGAACAAGACUGCCAGAACACAGAUGAAACUCGAAUGCAAGCUGCUCGAUGUAAUUUAUUCUGUACAUUAUCUCCGUGCAAAACUGUCCGCUUCUCUAUUUCUCGUUUCGUCGCGAUUCUGACCACUGUUGUUGGUUCAUUGUAAAUAACUGUACUAUCUCUACUUCGCGUGUGAAUAUUAAGCAAAGUCCCUAAUCUACCGUUCGCCCCCGUUGUACCUCGUUCCUAGACUAAUGGAAACGUUGUUCGUUGCGUGUUGUAAUUUAUAAAACGUUCACACUCGAACUGUAACCACUGUAGUCUAUCGAAAGUAGGUAGGUGAUCGGGUACCGUUUUACCAUCUAACACGUUUCCUCGUGGAUAGGUGUACGAUAUCGUUGAUACGGAUUAGGCGAUGUCCGUGACAAAGGCGGACGCGUGAUUACGCCUAAGCCGAGGCACAAGCUAGACGUAACGUUUUACGUGUUACGUAUUUACCUACGUCGCGUGGGCUACCCUUUUGAAUCAAGUUUAAAACUAAACCUAGCGUCGUACGCAUCCGAGUGCUUUUUAGCUCAGUAUUCGACGUGAUCAUCGUUUACAUAAAUUGAUUAUGCGUGAAGAUGUAAACACGCGUUACGGGGGUGUACAUUUGGUUUAUCGCUCGAUCUCACCCUUUCGAGGACACCUUCCACCGAAAUCGAGUAGACUUAGGCCACUAGUUGAUAGUAAUAAUCGUCGUCUAGUAGCUAGUGAUUAUUAAUCUCCAUCCAGAGAUGGCAAUUACAAUUGUGAACUGCACCGAUCUGUCGCGCGAUAGCAUGCACGCCCACGAUACGCUAAUCAAUCAUCGGAUCAAUGAUCCAACGUAUGAUUAUGGAAUUGUUUGCAUGAUCAUUUAUUUUAUCGAAUGCUGCGUGAAACGAACGUUUGUUGCUACUCGUAACUGUAAUAGGCAAUCGCUUGUUUUCGUAGAUCUGUAAAAUGAAGCCUGUUCGUUUGUCACGCGACGACCGGUGAAAGGCGUGCUCGAAAUAAAUGCAGAUGAAAUUAUCGUCAACUCGUUUCGCGUUUCUUAACGAACCGUAGCUCGCCGACCGUACUGAUACGGUAACGGAACUAUGGGACGACGUUCAACUCUCCAAGUCUUCCUACCGCACGUAGUCUCAUAAAUUACCCUGAUCACGGACGUUCCUAUGGGGUAACAUCGGAAGAGGAGCAUGGAAUCGUGGAAUCACAAUUUGAAAUUCACAUCGCACGAUUCUAAUCUUUUCCUUAUUUUAUUUUUAUUCAUCCCUUCGAAGCUCUGUUCGAGCAUACUUUUCACCCGCAUUAAGACUAGGCGAACGCUGCCAACAAUUUUUUCUCCAUCGUAUUUACAUUUAUUUAAACAUCGGUAAUUGUUCGCUCAUCGGAUAUUAAAAUAAAUUGUCGGCAAUGUAUGCGCUUAGUGGGAGAUGUACGGGGAGAGUGCAUGGCAAGGGACAUUAAUUUGGCGAACUCGAUACAUAUCAUAUAGUGUUAAGUUUGAAAAAGAAAUCGAUGUAACAGUCGCUUCGCACACGAUAUAUAAUAAGACACGACUUACUGUCGAGACAGUAAAGAUCUAUUACGUCGUACGUUCUGAAAUUUCUCGACAAGACUGACGGUAGUUCGAAAACGACUCGAUCGGCAAGCAGGGAAAUAUUUAAUGAAACGAGGAUCGAGGGAUUCAUGUGCGAAGCGCGUUAAAACGAUAGGCAUAGCGUCAUUAAAUAGACUAUUAAACAGAGGAAGAAUAUAAAAUACAAUAUACAGUAAACGAUGUAAUUAAUAUACAGUUUCAAAGAAACAGAA
Ceratina calcarata is the source of this 5754-nucleotide messenger RNA. RefSeq names its product major facilitator superfamily domain-containing protein 6 jef (gene jef). Gene Ontology annotation, cellular component: membrane. Bases 217 to 3060 code for a protein of 947 amino acids. The record is from RefSeq and is a predicted model, not a curated record. The transcript is spliced from 11 exons. Lineage: Eukaryota; Metazoa; Arthropoda; Insecta; Hymenoptera; Apidae.